AUGGCGGAUAUAAAGGAUGAUCUGUUCAAGCAAAAAGGCUGGUCGAAGAUCAAAAGUUUCUGUACCCGUGCCAAGGCAGAUGGCUGGGAGUGGGCCUGGAUGGAUACAUGCUGCAUUGACAAGACCAGCACCGGUGACACCCAAGAAGCCAUCAACGCGAUGUUUCGAUGGUAUCAGGACGCUGGGGUCUGCUACGCGUAUCUUUCCGACGUGGAUGCAGGGGGGUUGGAAGCAAUUGGUGGCCAUUCCGACCCUCACUACGCGAGACUCAAAGAGUCCUUCGUCAAGGCCAACUGGUUCACCAGAGGCUGGACAUUACAGGAACUGCUCGCUCCACACUACUUGAUGUUUGUUGACCAGCACUGGCACCAUAUCGGUACCCGAGAGAGCUGGGCCCUCGAGAUCAAGGAGGCCUGUAACAUUGACAGCCGCCAUCUGGUAGAUUUCAAGCCGACGGAACCCACAUCAUGUUCCAUAGCAAUGAGACUCUCCUGGGCUUCUCGACGUGAAACAACGGUAGAAGAAGAUGAGGCCUACUCGCUCUUGGGUCUCUUUGGAAUCAGCCUGCCCUUGAUCUAUGGCGAAGGAAGGUCACGGGCCUUCAGCAGGUUCCAGCGUGAGCUGAUCCUGACUUACAAUGAUGACUCCAUCUUCGCCUGGAAAGCAGAACGACCAUCCGCUGAGCAAUUUCCUCAUCUACAUUGGACAGAGAUAAAGGCAAAGCACUGGCGGCACGAAGAUCAUUCUUCCUGCAUCGUCCGGCUCAAUUGUGGCGAACCGCCCAGGGGACACAUUGGCAUCCUGCUCCGGCAGGUGAACGAUACGCAUGAAAGAAUCAGUAUCGACAAGCUUUGUGAUAUUGAAAACAUGGAUUUUGCUGGCUGGGGAGAGCCGAACAACACCCCUCUUCUCGUCAAGGCCGGUGGACAUUCAGAACCUGACCCCUGCCUAUCGGUAUUUGUUUUGGAAUAUCCAAAGCAGAUCCAGAUUGAAGGAAAGUAUCUAGUGAGGUUCGGACCCUCUGCUGUGGCGGGAGAGAUACAAUCAUUGCCCAAAAGUUCGUUCCUUCAGCACGCCACGGACAGAGAACUGUUGCUAGGCCCCGACCAAAUAGUCUUUGUCAAUAUUAGGCUUGAGUCCAAGGAGAAGGAAUUGGCGUAUGACGUUAUCAUCGAUCUCACAGAGAACAGUUUUCCUUCUGUCGGCAUCCGUAGCCGCUCGGAGGAGAACUGGGAACGUCUAGAUCAUCCCCUAGGCUCAGCGUCGGGAAUUUAUGAGUUCUUGGCAGAUUAUCUGCAUCAGCAAGUGCCUGGUCAACCGAUGUGGCCGUUGAAUCCCAGUAUCAGGGCAGAACCUUACGUUGUUGGGGUUCGUCUUAUUCCGCGGCCCCCAAAGGGGAGGUCACUUAAUACGUCCCCCGAGAACGCAAGAUUCGUGAGACUGAGGGAAUACACUGUCAAUAUCAGUGUUGAACAAACAGAUAACUAUGCUGAACCUAUGUCUGAGUGA
Messenger RNA from Aspergillus terreus NIH2624, 1509 nucleotides. RefSeq names its product HET domain protein. The transcript has 2 exons. Lineage: Eukaryota; Fungi; Ascomycota; Eurotiomycetes; Eurotiales; Aspergillaceae. The record is from RefSeq and is a predicted model, not a curated record. The coding region runs from base 1 to 1509 and encodes 502 amino acids.